AUGGGAUACAUGGUGCGAAAGCGGCUGGGAAGUCAACUGGCCUCAGCUGAUGUUCACAACUACCGGAUCCUCCUGAACAUGCGCUACGUGUUCUUCAGGAAUCUCAACAUCAGCAAAACUGACGAGCUGCUCCCCGGCUUCGAACCGAUCUCCGGAUCGCGGAUGAACCUGGCUUCCUCCAGCUUCACCCGGUUUAUGCAGCUCAAUGGCUUUGCGGACGUGCUGGGCCGGGACAGCCAAGGCUGGACGCCCAUGUGCUAUGCCGCGCUGAUGGGAAGCCCUGCGGUAAUCGAGGGGCUGCUGGAGCUCCGGGCCAACCCGAAUGAUCGCAUCGGACAUGAUCGUUCCGACCUGCACAUGGCGAAGAACACGCCUGUUCUUUCGGUGGCUCUUUUUCUUCGGCAUACAGAGGCGGCGAAGGUGCUCAUCGAGGGCCGCGCGGACAUGUCUGCGCGCGACGUCAAGGGCAUCACGCCCGUCCACCAUGCCUCUGCUGGGAACAAUGACUCAGGGCUCCAUCUCCUCGCCGCCAAGCGCUGCGAUGUGACCGCUCGUGACGGCCUGGGAUACCAGGCCUUCCAACCCGCCUGUGCCUGGGGCUCGGAGGAG
Molecule: messenger RNA, 609 nt
Organism: Symbiodinium sp. CCMP2456
Lineage: Eukaryota; Dinophyceae; Suessiales; Symbiodiniaceae
Source: the annotation of a GenBank genome assembly